AUGCAUGAUGUUCAAAGACGAUUUACAGUUGAUCAAAAGUUGAUUACAAAUUGUCCAUUGCAUUUUCCCAUUAAAAAUGAUGAUACGAUACCAAAAGAUAUACAAUAUACUGGUUAUCCAACAUAUGGUUGGGAUCCAUCCCGAACAUUAAAUUCUAUUUGUGCCGAAAGAAGAUGUGAACCAAGUCCAUUUGGUUGUCGUUGUGAUCCAACUAGCCAAGAUCCUAUUGUUAUUUGUUGUUGUUGUAAUCAAUAUCGUAAUAAUACACAACAACGUCUUUGUUCACAACGAUCAUGUGUAUCCGGUGAUUGUAACUGUAUUGGUGAAAAAGGAUCAAGAGGUCCACCUGGUAUACCUGGUCCUGUUGGUCCACAAGGUUUAACCGGACAUCCUGGUAUUGAAGGUGCGCCUGGUGAACGUGGUCCUAAGAAAAAAAUUUGA
Messenger RNA from Dermatophagoides pteronyssinus (European house dust mite), 441 nucleotides. It is a transcript of the gene Col4a1, whose product is annotated as Collagen type IV alpha 1. Gene Ontology annotation, molecular function: extracellular matrix structural constituent conferring tensile strength. Gene Ontology annotation, biological process: extracellular matrix organization. The record is from RefSeq and is a predicted model, not a curated record. NCBI's taxonomy places the organism in Eukaryota, Metazoa, Arthropoda, Arachnida, Sarcoptiformes, Pyroglyphidae. Gene Ontology annotation, cellular component: collagen trimer.